CUUCUGGGUGGUUUUUUUUUUCUUCUCGACUGCAGUCGAAAGCACGCCGCAUACGUGAGACUGCCCGCCUGAGGCGUUUAGCUGCUUUCGGAGCCAGCGCGAUGGCGUUCCCUCUCCUUCAGUAUAUCGCCGCACUGGACAGCGCUCGUCUGCCGAGGAUCCUUCGGGUCUGCUCGGGGGUCUACUUCCAAGGGUCCGUCUAUGAGAUUUCGGGGAACGAGGUCUGCUUCUCUACCGGGGACGUCAUCAAGGUCACCGGCGUUGAACUCUCCUCCGUUUGUUGCCGGGACGACGGCGGCGACGAGACCUUUGAGCUCCCCAUCGACCACGCAGGCUUGUUGGAGGCGAUCCCGGAGGCCGCUCCGUACAGCACGGUGGAGGAAGUGGUCAGAGGCCGGGCCGCGGGCGGGGAAUCCGCCUGCCCGUCACCUUCGCGACGCUUCACCGCCCGGGAGAUCGUGACGUCGGCGCACCUGCGCGGCCAACGCUUCCGCUUCCACGACGACGACGGCGGCGCCGCCGCGCGCCGGCGCGUGCUCGUCCUCAGCCCGGUCUACCAGAUCAGCGCCAUCAUGAGCCUGAGGAAGGACGUGUUGCGCUUCCCGUCCAGCUUGGCGGUGGACGUGGUGGACAUCACCGACGCGUGCGAGGGCAUCAGCUUCGUCACCCCCCUCAGCCUGCCCGAGGUCCACUCCCAGUCGGAUCAAAGCUUCCCGGCGGUGGUGGAGGUCCUGGAGGGUCCCGAGAUCCGCCCCAUGCUGAAGAGCGGUUGGCUGCCGCAGCUGCAGAGGGGGGUCCGCUUGAUCUUCCACGGAAGGACCACCUCGUCCAUGACCGUCGUGACCGGCGGCAAAAGCUGCAAGGCGCGGCGCUACUUCCUGGUAUCCGAGCGCUACGCCGGCCGCUUCCGCAGGCGCCCCCGCGGCUUCGACUCGGCGUACGAGCUGUACGUCGCCUCGGCUCAAACGCCCGGCUUGAGGGUGUCCGCCACCAGGGACUGCGAGGAGGCGGAGGGGGAAGGCCUUCCCGGCCUCUCCGUCGGCGAGCGGCUGGAAGUGGUGGCGCGCCAAAAAGUCCGACUGCCGUGCGGCCCGGCGGACGCCGUGGUUUGCGUCCGCCUCCGGGACGCCGACGACGAAGGGGAGGACGAGGAAGACGACGAGGUCGGAGCGGGGCGGCGGGGGGGCCGCCUUUAUCUGCCCUUGCACAUGCGAGGCCACUUUGUGGAGCUGCUGAGCGACAACAAGAAGUACGCGCUGAGCGCUCUGGGCGACAAGCUGCCUCUGGACGUGAAAGCCGUGAGCCGGGACCCCGAGCUGGAGGACGACCCGCUGGUCGGCUUCCCCUCCCUGCGCGCGGUGGGGGUCACCCUGGAGCCCACCAUCCGGGCCAGCUUCCUGCACGCGCCCGACCUCUGCUUUGAGAUCCCCGCCCGGAGGCUGCGCGUGACCGUGUGCCGCACCCAGCAGCCCCUGCCGUGGCCCCCGAACCGGGCCCCCGAAUGCACCGUGGAGCGCGUGACGGAGGUGACGGAAGCCUUCUUGCACCAGUUUCAAAAAGAGGCCCUUCCCGUUCUGAGCCCCCCUCCCAGACCCCCCAAAAGGUACCCCUCGGCGCCGAGGCCGAACAAAGGCGUCCCGACCCGAGACUUUGGCAACGUGACGAUCGGAAGUCGACGGAGCUCCUCGCCGCUGCCGCCCGGCGCAGGUGUCAGCCAUCUGCCGCCGACGGUGGCGGCGCGCAAGCCGUUCACCCCUCAGACCUCGGUCCAAAGGGCCACGCCCAACAGCUACGCGGGAGCGGUCGGAAGCAACGUGAACGGGCCGGCACGCGAGGAUGCGGCGGUGACAAGUGACGACGACGACGACGACGGCUACGAACGCGUGGACGACGCGUUGACAGCGACGCUGAAGAAAGCCCAAGAAAGCGGCGGCUUCUUCUAGACGGGACGCGAACAAUACACAAGGACCUUCAAGUUCUUU
Molecule: messenger RNA, 1982 nt
Organism: Hippocampus comes (tiger tail seahorse)
Lineage: Eukaryota; Metazoa; Chordata; Actinopteri; Syngnathiformes; Syngnathidae
Gene: themis2
Product: thymocyte selection associated family member 2
Biological process (GO): T cell receptor signaling pathway
Cellular component (GO): nucleus; cytoplasm
Source: RefSeq, a predicted model, not a curated record